Rana temporaria (common frog) is the source of this 1818-nucleotide messenger RNA. RefSeq names its product eukaryotic translation initiation factor 4A1 (gene EIF4A1). Lineage: Eukaryota; Metazoa; Chordata; Amphibia; Anura; Ranidae. The coding region runs from base 76 to 1302 and encodes 408 amino acids. Gene Ontology annotation, biological process: cytoplasmic translational initiation. The transcript is spliced from 11 exons. Gene Ontology annotation, molecular function: RNA helicase activity; translation initiation factor activity; ATP binding. Gene Ontology annotation, cellular component: cytoplasmic stress granule. The record is from RefSeq and is a predicted model, not a curated record.
AGCGCGACUGGGCGUGGCUCCCAGGUGGGUAUAUAAUAGGCGGUCACCGGCAACGAAGAAGCUUCCGCUCUGAGGAUGUCUGCGAGUUACGAUAACCGAGAAAGAUCUAGAGACAAUGGGCCCGAAGGUAUGGAGCCCGAUGGUAUCAUUGAGAGUAACUGGAAUGAGGUGGUGGACAGUUUCGACGAUAUGGCACUGUCAGAGUCUCUCCUGAGAGGCAUUUACGCCUAUGGUUUUGAGAAACCGUCUGCUAUCCAACAGCGAGCUAUUCUACCUUGUAUCAAGGGUUAUGAUGUCAUCGCUCAGGCUCAGUCUGGAACUGGGAAAACAGCCACAUUUGCCAUUUCCAUCCUCCAGCAAGUUGAGCUGGAUAUGAAGGCCACCCAAGCCCUAGUCUUGGCCCCAACCCGAGAGUUGGCCCAACAGAUCCAGAAGGUGGUGAUGGCGCUGGGAGACUACAUGGGCGCCGGGUGUCACGCCUGUAUUGGCGGCACCAACGUGCGAGCAGAGGUACAGAAGCUUCAAUCGGAAGCUCCACACAUAGUGGUCGGCACUCCAGGGAGAGUAUUCGACAUGUUGAACAGGCGAUACCUGUCUCCCAAAUACAUAAAGAUGUUUGUCCUGGACGAGGCCGAUGAAAUGUUGAGCCGAGGGUUCAAGGACCAGAUCUACGAUAUUUUCCAGAAGCUGAGCAGUAACGCUCAGGUGGUGCUGCUCUCGGCCACCAUGCCCUCUGAUGUGUUGGAGGUGACAAAGAAGUUCAUGAGGGACCCAAUCCGUAUCCUGGUGAAGAAGGAAGAGCUGACUCUGGAGGGUAUCCGGCAGUUCUACAUCAAUGUGGAGCGUGAGGAGUGGAAGUUGGACACUCUCUGCGAUCUCUACGAGACACUCACUAUCACACAGGCCGUCAUCUUUAUAAACACCCGCCGGAAGGUCGACUGGCUGACGGAGAAGAUGCACGCAAGAGACUUCACUGUCUCCGCUCUGCACGGCGACAUGGACCAGAAGGAGAGAGACGUCAUUAUGAGGGAGUUCCGAUCCGGAUCCAGUCGUGUCCUCAUUACUACAGAUCUGCUGGCUCGAGGAAUUGAUGUCCAGCAGGUCUCCCUGGUCAUUAACUAUGACUUGCCAACAAACAGAGAAAACUAUAUUCACAGGAUCGGCAGAGGUGGCCGUUUCGGUAGGAAAGGUGUCGCCAUCAACAUGGUGACCGAGGAAGACAAGCGCACCCUGAAGGACAUUGAGACUUUUUACAACACAACUGUUGAAGAGAUGCCGAUGAACGUGGCGGAUCUCAUCUGAGCUCCCCCACGAGAGAUUUAACGAAAAAAAAACAAAAAAAUAGUAUAACUGAAAAUACAAAAAACACCUUUCUGUCUAAGGCGGGCCCCCCCCAGGGGUCCCCGGGCAGGGAGGAGGCAUACAGCUUUCUAUUAAGCCCCACGUUUGGGCUUCCCCCAUUCCCUUCCCCCACCCCUGUAUGACUUUAAAUGAUUUAUAUUACUUUUUUGUUUUUUUUCAAAUAAAUGUUAUUUUGAGGUAUUGUGACCGUAAAACAUUUGUUUGUGUUUCUUCUGUAAACUGAACACUAACCCCCGCCCCCCCUCCUCUGUAACCCCCAAAAGUUUCCCCCACCAAAUCAGUGGACCAAAAACAAUCGUUACCCAUUCCCCCUCCUCCUCCAAUCAGGCUGCUAUCAAUUCGGACUUCAAAAAUUUAUUUUUUCAAAAAUUUUCCCCCAAAAUACUAUAAAUUGUCGCCAUUUUUCUUUGCUUUUUCUGUAUAGUAUUUAUUAAAUAAAAACAUUUUUUUUUGCAA